AUGGAAUUUGAGCCUGGAUUGCUUAUAAAUGACAUUCUUUUUCUUGAAUGUAACUUCUCGGGUGAUGUUUCAAUGCCUAAUUUAGGUCAAACAUCUCUGGAAUCCUUAAAUUUAAGUGAUUGUUAUCAAAAAAGUCAACAAUCACAACAAGAACCUCAGCGCCGUAAGUUAAGAUGGACAAAAGAAGAAGAUCAAAAACUUUUAGAAGCAGUUAGUAAAUAUGGACCACAUAAUUGGGGUUUAAUUUCUAAGCUUAUUGGAACCCGCACUGGUAAGCAAUGUCGUGAGCGAUGGAUAAUUCAUCAUGAUCCUUCUUAUAAUAGAGAUGAAUGGAGUAAAGAAGAAGAUCAGCUUUUAAUCGAUCUUCAAUCGAAAUAUGGAAACAAAUGGUCAGUUAUUGCCAAAAAUAUGAAUAGCAGAUCAACAACAAAUAUCAAGAAUCGAUUUAAGUUCCUUAAUCAUCAUUCUCUCGGUAUAUUCCAGAAGAUUUCCAAUCCUCCACAAACUAAGACAGUGUUGGACUGUGAAACCGUUUCUAAUGAUUUGUGUGUAAUUGGUAAGUCAAUUGAAGAUGAUGAAUUGGUUUCGGAUAACUUUUGUUCAAUAAUUUAUUGA
This is a messenger RNA of Trichomonas vaginalis G3, 615 nucleotides long. RefSeq names its product RNA polymerase II transcription regulator recruiting protein. The transcript has a single exon. The coding region runs from base 1 to 615 and encodes 204 amino acids. The record is from RefSeq and is a predicted model, not a curated record. NCBI's taxonomy places the organism in Eukaryota, Parabasalia, Trichomonadida, Trichomonadidae.